CGAUUUGAUUGCUGGAUGCAUGAAGACGUGGAGACUCGCAGCAGGAAGAUCUUGUUCAAAGCUGUAAGAGAUUGGAGCAACAUCCGUUGCUUUAUAAUAGCAGGUGUGGCCGGGGCUCAGCAAGCGCAGGGCCAGUCGAGGCGUUUCACAACCAUGGAUGUUGAUGAGGAGGAGAACAUGAGUUCAUGCAGCACCGACGUAAAGGAAAACCGCAACCUGGACAACGUCUCUUCUAAGGAGGGAGCUGGCCUGGUGGAGCAGCUCCCCAACGGUAGUGGAGGAGGGGGUCGCAAGCGGCCCCUGGAGGAGGGCAACAAUGGCCACUCGCACUCCAAAUUCAGACCCAAGAAACGUAAGAAAAUGCCAGGGCCGGUUCUGCCCAAGAACGCCCUGAUGCAGCUGAACGAAAUCAAACCGGGUCUGCAGUACAAGAUGCUCUCGCAGACCGGCCCGGUCCAUGCACCAGUCUUCGUCAUGACUGUUGAGGUUAACGGUCAGUUGUUCGAGGGCUCGGGGCCUACGAAGAAAAAGGCCAAGUUGAACGCCGCCGAGAAGGCACUGCGCUCCUUUGUGCAGUUCCCAAACGCAUCCGAGGCGCACCUGGCCAUGGGCCGUACGCUCACCGUUAACACGGAUUUCACCUCCGACCAAGCUGACUUCCCUGACAUGCUCUUCAAUGGGUUUGAGACACCAGCACCGAACGAGGAAACGUUUUUUCUGGGCUCCAACGGCAACGGCUCCUUAAAACCGCUGGGAGAGUAUCCCAUGCCCCAGGUGCCAGGUACGAACAGCCUCAUGCAGGCGCCGCUGCCGCCGCCCUCCUCCUCGACCAGCGGCAAAAACCCUGUCAUGAUUCUCAACGAGCUGCGGCCGGGCCUCAAAUACGAGUUUGUGUCGGAGAGCGGGGAGAGCCACGCUAAGAACUUUGUGAUGUCGGUGACUGUGGACUCGCAGACGUUUGAGGGCUCAGGCCGAAAUAAGAAACUCGCUAAAGCCCGGGCUGCCCAAGCGGCUCUGUCAGCGCUCUUCAACAUGCAACUGGACCAGACCCCGUCCCGCCAACCCAUCCCGAGAGAGGGGCUACAGCUGCACCUGCCGCAGGUCCUUGCAGAUGCCGUUUCUCGUCUGGUAGUGGACAAAUUCAGCGAGCUCACUGACAACUUCACGUCUCCACAUGCACGACGGAAAGUUCUGGCUGGCAUCGUCAUAACAACAGGCACCGAUGUCAAGGACGCGCAGAUGAGACAAAGACUAGAAUUGGGAAGAAUUUUUCUGCCGUUUGUCUCUAAAUUUAGUAACAAUAAAGAGGAGCACCAAAAGUCCAUAUUUGCGCAGUGUGACAAGCGUGGCUUCCGGCUGAAAGACAACGUCCAGUUUCAUCUUUAUAUCAGCACAUCGCCCUGCGGAGACGCCCGGAUCUUCUCUCCUCACGAGGCGGGUGUAGAGGACCAGGGAGACAGACACCCAAACAGGAAGGCAAGGGGCCAGCUGAGGACCAAGAUCGAGUCUGGAGAGGGAACCAUCCCGGUGCGCUCUAGUAACACCAUACAGACGUGGGACGGAGUCCUGCAGGGCGAGCGGCUGCUUACGAUGUCAUGCAGUGACAAAAUCGCGAGGUGGAACGUGGUGGGCAUCCAGGGCUCUCUGAUGAGCUACUUCACUGAGCCCAUCUACUUCUCCAGCAUCAUCCUGGGCAGCCUGUAUCAUGCUGAUCAUCUCUCCAGAGCCAUGUACCAGCGGAUCGCUGACAUCGAAGACCUGCCCCAGCAAUUCUCCCUCAACCGCCCCCUGCUCAGCGGAAUCAGUAACGCCGAGGCCCGGCAGCCGGGAAAGGCUCCUAACUUCAGUGUGAACUGGACGGUGGGAGAUCAGGCUCUAGAAAUCAUUAACGCCACCACAGGCAAGGAUGACAUGGGCAGAGCCUCACGUCUCUGUAAGCAUGCCCUAUACAGCCGCUGGGUGCGACUACACUCUAAGCUUUCGUCAACUCUCCGAAUCAAAGUGCCCAAGCCCAGCUCGUACCACGAAGCCAAACAAGCAGCGGUGGAGUACCAUACGGCCAAGCAAACGCUCAUCAAGGCCUUUCACAAAGCGGGUCUGGGCGCCUGGGUGAAAAAACCCAUAGAACAGGACCAGUUCUCGCUGAACUCUUGAAAAGGGAACAUAAAAAGACCAGGACAUGACAACAACCAGCUGUUAAUACUUCACUUGAUGUGUUGCGAUGUGUGUGUGUGUGUGUGUGUGUGUGUGUGUGAUGCUGUUUGUUCUCAGACAAACCAAGAGCCCUUUAGUGUCUGUCAUUUUGCUGUCUUUGUGUGAAUCAUGACUCUGCCUUUUUAAUUUGUAAUGUAGAAUCAGAUUUUCAUCUAACAUAUGUUUGUUUUGAAGUUAGCGGCAUUAGCCCUCAGCAGAUAACAGGACGUAAUGUCAUUUGUAACUGGAAAAAUGUUGGGGUUUUUUUGAGAGAGAGGGUUGUUCUGAAAAAACCUCGAUGCCGUAAACGUGCACGUUACUUGGCUUCAGGUCGACCACACCGCUGUGCACGGGUCUGAAGGUUUCCUGGUCCAGCCUACCCAAAUGCUGGCUCACCUUUUGAGCAUGGUUCUCCUUGAUAUGCAAAACAUAAGCAUAUUUAUAUUUUUUAUUCCGUUCCCUCUGGAUUUUAGAAGGGGAAGAAAUUCUAUCACAUAGAUCAAAACUAUACAGCAUGGUCCCUUUAGAUAGACAAACUUAUUUUGUCAGGACUUUAGUGUAGAAUUAGCGUACGCCGUCUUUUUAGUAAAAUAGAUUUCAGAUUUUAAUUUGACCUCGGAGGGAAACUUGAAUUUUUGCAUAUGGUUCCUAGGUAAGCUGUAUUCCCAAACAGUGAUUUGAAUUGGAAAAUGGAGUAGUCUUAUGGAUGCAACCAAAGUGCAUUGAUGUUAUUAAACGAUGUGUCGUGGCUGUUGAGAUUUCUCAGAGGUCUUAAAUGCAUGUGCGAAUUACAUAAGGCUCAAAGAAAGCCCUUUAUUCUGGGUUUAAUACUUUACUGGCCUAUAAUGGACCAUUUUAGAAGCCCUACUUUUAGGUGUCUACAUUGUAUUGACUUUAAGCUGCAUGGAGUCCAUCGGAUCACUCCGAUCACCAAACAGCAGAUUUCCCAGUGAACCUGAUCUGCUAAUGUGAUCGAGUUACACAUAUGUUAAAGGAAUAGUUCAUCCAAUUAUGAAAAUUUGUUCCAAGAUUUCUGGAUGAGCUCUUCCUUCAACAUUCAUGCUGCAUUUAGUCACUGCAGGUUUGAGAGCAGGGCAUUGUGGGAGUUUUUCAAGAUGGCAGAAUGGUCUGUAAAAUGCACGUUUAUUAUUGACAAAAGCCAUCUCUGCAUGUGGAAGCGAGGGUUUGCAGAGGCGACUCUGACUUUCACUUUAUCCUUGCGACUUGUUUGAGGAUUUUUUUGAUUUCCUGCAUAGACCUGAAUGCCUACAUUCCUCCUCAGAGACGCUUCUGUAAGACUGAAUUCAGCUGUGUCCUUGAGGAUGAGGUUUCCCCUCUGCAGACUUGUGCUGUAGGUCUGAGCCAGGAGCUUAGGUGCUCUUUGAUUUAUGACUUAUCCAGUGCAGAAUGUUUGACUGGUAAGGUUAUUGAGAGCUGAGAAGCAGAAGUAUUUCUAUACCGAUCAUUCAUUUUUAAAGUUUGGCUUUGGUGGUUUUCAGAUUCCAGGAGUGUUGCUGUAUAAUAUAAACUCCUGAUGGGAUUUAUUACAUUUCAGUCAUAAUUUUACACUUAAAAA
Messenger RNA from Sinocyclocheilus grahami, 3769 nucleotides. Its product is annotated as double-stranded RNA-specific editase 1-like. The record is from RefSeq and is a predicted model, not a curated record. Lineage: Eukaryota; Metazoa; Chordata; Actinopteri; Cypriniformes; Cyprinidae. Bases 16 to 2154 code for a protein of 712 amino acids. Gene Ontology annotation, cellular component: cytoplasm; nucleolus. Gene Ontology annotation, molecular function: adenosine deaminase activity; double-stranded RNA binding; tRNA-specific adenosine deaminase activity. The transcript has 11 exons. Gene Ontology annotation, biological process: adenosine to inosine editing; RNA processing.